Messenger RNA from Emiliania huxleyi CCMP1516, 348 nucleotides. RefSeq lists its product as hypothetical. Bases 1 to 348 code for a protein of 115 amino acids. The record is from RefSeq and is a predicted model, not a curated record. The transcript has 3 exons. Lineage: Eukaryota; Haptophyta; Isochrysidales; Noelaerhabdaceae.
AUGACCACCCAUGUCAGCUGCUGCAAGUGGCACGGCAUCACCUGCGACGCCGAGGGCUUCAUCACGAAGAUCGAGCUGCCCUUCAACAAGCUUGCCGGCCGCACCUCCCUCUCUGGCACCAUCUCCGACGCCAUCGGCAAGCUCGACCAGCUCGACCACUUCUACAUGGAGCACACCGCCGUGCACUUUGGAAAGUGCGUCGGCAUCAGCGGCACCAUCCCGCAGACGAUCGCCGGGCUGACGCGCGUCGACUACAUCGACCUCGAGUCGACCAAGGCUUACCACCCGCAGCCCGCCCCCGCAGCACGAGACCAGCACGAGACAGCGCCCGAGAUGAGCGGGAGAUGA